Messenger RNA from Larimichthys crocea (large yellow croaker), 560 nucleotides. It is a transcript of the gene irag3a, whose product is annotated as lymphoid-restricted membrane protein. The record is from RefSeq and is a predicted model, not a curated record. Bases 12 to 560 code for a protein of 182 amino acids. The transcript has 8 exons. Lineage: Eukaryota; Metazoa; Chordata; Actinopteri; Sciaenidae.
ACAGUGUGGAGAUGUCAGAGAAAGAUUUAGAGACCGCCUUCUCUCAGAUCACCCUGGCCUUCAGCUGUGAUCAGUACACCCUGAAGCAGAGGCUGCAGGCGGAGGAGCAUGCCCGAAACCUGGCUGAGGAGAACGUCCAGCUGGAGCUGAGCAGAGGGAAGGAGACUUUGGAGACACUGAAGGGCCUGUGUCUGGACAGCAAGCGCAGUAAGAUCCUGCAGAAACUGGAGCUGUCUCUGGACAUCCUCGGUGGGACAGUGGAUCGAAUCUCUAACACAGCUGAAGUGCUCGGUGCUGUGCACCAGGAGGCUCGAGUGAGUCGGGCAGUCGAGCUCAUGGUGGCUCAUGUGGAGAAUCUAAGGAGUCGAUAUGACAGAAACGCUGCAGAGCUGGAGGAGGCCAAGAGGACUGUCCAGCAGCCGACCUACUGCAUUAUCGAACCCAGAGCAUCUCCAGAUCCAGACGACAGUGACAACAAAAAGAUAUACGUUCAGCAGACUGGAGGCCGUCGAAGAAUCAGUGCAUCAAUAAUUUCAGGCAGAAGCCAGAAACUUAAAUGA